AAUAAAUUACAAUUUGUGUUAAUCAAGGGCUUAGAAUGCUUUUUGUUUAUAUUUCUUAUAGGCAGUCUGCAAGUGCUAGCUCAGUUACAGUAAUUUAUAUUACUGAGUCACUUCAAUAAUGUCUUAUAUUCAACUUGGUAAGCAUUAAAACGUUAAGUUUAAACAGACUUGGAGCAUUUGUCAAAAUGUUAAACAGUAGAUCCAUUAUUCCUUUAGCUUUCCAUCCAAAUGAUAAGUGUUAUUGUUAAUUCGUUAAUAUGUAGAAACAACACCAAUAAACUACAAUUCUUUAAAGCUCUAACCUGAAAUACUUUUAAUAUAACUCAUGUAUUCUGUUUCUAUCAAGAAAACAAAUAGAACAAACAUUACUAUUUCUAUUGCCAUCACGCACUGCAAAUAGCAGUAGAAAAAGGCCUAUCCAUCACUCCAUCACUCCUACACAUUGUAGACCACAUAAUCAGCUUGGUGCUUGCUGUAGCCAGAGCACUACUACAUUAGUAGUUCUUGAAUGGGUUAAGCUUUCUGACACUGAUAUUACUGCUUACAGUUUAUAGUAUGCAAAUUAAAAGCCCAAAAAGACCACAAUGCUUCCUGUGAAUGUGAAAACGUGGUUGAAAAAUGAGAGGGUUGAUGAGCUGGGCUAAACAAACCUGUCUUUAAAUGUCCUUAUGAGGGCUAAAUUUGAUGAUUCACAUUUCUUUAGACUGCCUGCUCUUUGCUACAUUUUUAAUAAAUUUAAGACCAUUUUCAAAGGAUAUUUCUUUUUUAAUGAAAUUCUACUUAACUAUAAAUAAUUGUCGAUCAAUAACAGAAAACAAUAUUAGGUUAUGGUUGCUUCCUGCACUUUUUUUUUCAGAAACAAAACCAAAACUGGGUUUGCUGGGAUGUAUUUCAGGUCGUCCUCCUGAACUCUGAGUUCAGGAGGAGUUCAGGAGGAGGGCUGGGAGGACAUCCCAUGCAGACCCAGAGUCCAGGAGGACAGCCCGUAGACCGGCCGAGCAGGGUAGAGGACCGUGGAAGCAGCCGAUCAGGAGAAAAGCCACAAGGAAACUGGCGGUGGAGCUCUGGAGACCUGGAACCAUGGUGGACCCCUAGCGAGCGGGGCAGAAACUGCUGGGACCCUGGUGAGCUGUGCCCUGGAGAUCUGCAGCAGAGCCGCUGAGGCACACCAGAUUGAGGAAGUGCGUCCUUGCAACCCUCACGGACAGGAACAGGAAGUGUAGGCACCUUAUCCUCGAGCUCCUCCAAAAUAGGAACUGGGACCAGGAGUGGAGGCAGCUCGAUCUCGAGCUCCUCUGGAGCAGAAACAAGAACCCAGGGUGGAGGCAGUUUGGUCUCAAACCCCUCAUAGACAGGACCAGAUUGUGAAGGCGGUUCAUCCACAGACCCCUCCGGAACAGGAUUGGGGUCGGCAGCAGUGAUGAUGGCCGAUCAGAGGUGAAGCCAGGAGCAGAACGUCACACCGACCCUCGGUGGAGAGUGGAGUGGAGGAGAUAACAGGAUGGAUGCGGCUAUCUCCUCCAGAGCUUUCUGACGCUAUGUUUCAAUAGUGAGGAAUGGUGUCGGACAGGCAGCUGAAUGAGCCACAGAGGGAUCUGAGUAGCUGAGAUCAGGAGUGUUGAUGAUCUACAGCUGUGGGACACACCUGCCAGUCCACCCAUACCAACUGCCAGUCCACCCUACGAACUGCACAAUGGACGGAUGGAGGGAGGGAUCUUUUUGAGUAGACCAGGAAGUGCAGUCUCUGCUGGGCCUUCUUUCGAACACUGUCUAUGUAUGAGAACAAGGUCCUAAAGAAAGCGUGGAUCCUUGGAACCACAGAGUGCUAUAACCCCAUGGUCCUCUGCAUCGAUAAGAGAGAAGGGGAGAGAGAGAGAGAGAGAGAGUUAAAAUUAUCCACCUAAAGCCAAUCCUCCUCAAGCUGAUCAGUGCACUCAAUGGACUUACCAGCUCAGGGACUUCAAACUGCAGGUACAUGCAUAGGUAACCAAAGUACCGUCUAAAGAAGACAAGAUAAGUCAUGCUUCUACCUGGUCAACAACAAGGAAAUGUUGCUCCAGGAUCUGAUGGAUGUUUAGAAGUUGAAGUUAAAUGGAUUACACUUAGCCAACAAGCACAGGAUAUCCUUGGAUCCAAGACUGAUCACUUUCCUGGUACUGGUCCAGCAACUCACCCUCGAGUGGGUGGAAGAACCUUUCACGAUACAUCAGCCAAACUCUCACAGCCUGUUAACUUGCCAUGAAGCCAAGGAAAUUUGUCUGAUUCAAAGAGGUUCGCUUUAAGGCAAAAAGAUAAGUGACUUUUGUUCAUUCCUGGAAUACUUUCUUUUCUCUUGGAGUUUGUGUUACUUAUGAUAUGCCCCGAAACACUUACAUCCAACACAAAUGACCUCCAUUCAUGGUGUUCCUCAAAAUAAAGCUAAUUCUUGGGAAAAUUGUAAUUUAUCAAGGAACUAUUUUCAUUAUAACAAAGCAUGGCUGGAGACAACAGCCCACUGAGCCUCAUGCCUUCACCUGUAAGGUAUGAGCAAAGGUUUGGACCACCUCUAAGUUUAAUCCUCCCUCUUUUUACAUUACACUCUUUGAUUUUUUAUUACUUUCUGUCAUGUGCUGCUGCUGUGGGCACCAUAGAAUAUGACUAUGGAAUUAGUCCCAAAUUUGUCUGUACUCCCAUUCCCCCAGAAGCAGACCCUAGCUGUUAUUCACCACCCUCUGUGCCCCAUGGACCGAGCAGUAGCAGUCAUGGGAAUGACCACAGUGGUGGGAGCCAUCGUGGCGCAAUGUCAGAUGAGGCAAAGGCCACAAUUUUGCACCUUCGUGAGAGCCUUGUAAGGCAGAAGGAAACAAUCCUGGAUCAGCGGGAGACCAUCAGAGAGCUGACUGCCAAACUUACCUUGUGUGAAGGUUUUGGCAGUCACCAUAGCAUUGGUCAACAUCAAAACCACAAAAAACACCAUGACACGCAUCAUGACACCCAGCAUAGCAGCCAUCUUGACAACCAUAACAGCCACCAUGAUGAGCACCAUGGACAUCAUGGCAGCCAUCAUGGGCCAUCAUCAUUGCACCAUGGGCCCACAGGACAUCAUGGCAGUGAUCAUCACUCCUCCCAUGACAGCCACAGGUCGGACCUCCACCACAGGACAGGCUUGUCAUAUAGCAAGCAGAGCUCUUUUUCCCCAGAACAGACUGGAAAGACACUACAGACAUUGAAAGAGAGACUGGAGAACUUGCAAGCAAGAAACUCCUCCAGUUCCUACUCAAGCUCCCUGAGAGAACUCCUCCAGCGAAAGAUCAAUGCUCUUGAAGAACAGUUACACAACUACAGAGAUCACCAUGACCACCAUGCUGAUCACCAUGAUGACUCGCAUGAUGAUGACCACAGCAGCAGCAGCCACUAUGACAACCACCAUUCUAAUCAUCAUGGUGGCCAUAGCGACGAUCUUCCUGGUAACCACCAUGGCACUGCUCAUCAUGAAGACCAUCACAGCAGCCACCAUGGUAGCCAUAGAUACAACCAUCACAGCAACCAUCAUAAUCGCCAUUAUGACCCCCACUACAACUGGCAUCAUGGUCUUCACUCUGGUCAUCAUGAAGACCAUCACAACAGCCACCACAAUGACCAUCACAAUGACCACCAUGAUGACCAUCAUGGAACACGUUAUUAUGAUAAUCACCAUAAUAAUUUCCAUGAACCUGGACAUCAUGAUGACCACCAUGAUGACCACCAUGGCAACCACCAUGGGACUGAGAACCAUGAACUUCAUCAUCCAGGGGAGAAUCCUCCAAGGCGCCUUCCUUACACUAGUAGCAAGGAAACAAGUCUACAGGGGUCUGGACACAGCAAGCUGGAAACAGUUCUCAGCCAACUACAUCACAGCAAUGACCAUGGAAACCACAAGAAGCUUAAGAGUCCAAGUGCUUUCCUGCUCGAAUUUCCCAUGAGGACCAACUACAUGUAUGCCAGAAUGAAGCGGUCAGUGGUCAACGAGAUCUUCGCCCUGACCAUCUGUCUGUGGCUGAAGCCAGGGGAAGGUCCCGGCCUUGGAACACCCAUUUCCUAUGCUGUUCCUGGACAAGCAAAUGAGCUGGUGCUAAUGGAAUGGGGCAGCAACCCCAUGGAGCUGCUUAUUAACGACAAGGCGGUGACAUUACCAAUAACCUUGACAGAUGGAAAGUGGCAUCAUGUGUGUGUGACGUGGUCAACACGUGAUGGAGUUUGGGAGGCUUAUCAGGAUGGAGUGAAGAAAGGUUCUGGGCAGAACCUGUCAGCCUGGCAUCCCAUAACACCAGGAGGGAUUUUUAUCUUGGGUCAGGAGCAGGACACAAUGGGAGGUCGCUAUGACAUCACUCAAUCUUUCUUGGGAGAGUUGUCAGAUCUCCAGUUCUGGUCCAGAGUUUUGACAGCCAAUGAGAUUCACACCCAAGCUACUUGUGGAGGCCACCUUGUUGGUGACAUCAUGUCAUGGUCUGAAGAGCAAGUGGAACUUCACGGAGGGCUGACUGAGCUUCCUUUCGAGCCUUGCCACUAAAGAGGAACACUGAACUCCCACAGGCAAAGCAGAAGGAUUAUAUGAUUAAAUGCAUGUGUCAAAAAUGGAUGGAGAGUGGAAAAAAAUAUAAUCUUUCUGCCUUCUCCUCCUACGCCCUCACUUCCAUGUUCUCAGCAGGACAGUUUUGAAAGCUCCCAAGAGCGCAGAGCUUUGGAUUUACUGCCUGUAUGGUCACGACUGCGGCUGCUCUGAUGGAUUCAACACACAUAAUUGGAUUUCCUUUCAGCAGAACAGCUACUGAGGUUGCUGGAUGCUAUUGACGAGCUCACUGCAAUCAACACAAACAAUGAAGAGGGUGGAAAAGAGAGUAAAAUGACAGGAAAAGCCUCAUCAGCUCCUCAGCAGGAUUAUUAUUGUGCUAGGAUAUGUUUUUUUGAAGGUCAACCCAAGCAUGACUUAAUAAUGUUACAUUAUAAUAGUAUUUCAUAUUGAAAAUAAUGCAGGCUUUUUCUAGAAAUAAAUGUUUGUGAUUUUAAAAAAAAAUAAAGUGUUGUAACAAAUUAUGCUUAUUGUCGACAAUGAACUGAACAUGUUUCUAAGUUGACCGUUGCUGAAGGAUUGUUACGUAACAUUGAGAUGGUUCAAUGUCAAGUGUGACAUGCUUCAGCUUCAAGCCACCUAAGAGCAACGUAAACCGGCCCACAACGUGUCAGCACUGUGAAGCAAGUGUCUCCUGAUCAACUAGUGGCUUAUGUUAGGAUUUACCAGACCUUAUCCUGCCUAUUUCCAACCAGCUCAAACCCCACAGCAAAGGCAGACACACCAACACCUACGCAGUUGCAUAUGCUCAGUGGAGUUAAAGAAGUGAAAGAGUAUCACUCCAUGGUAGCACUCUACACCAUUUCGUGUUAAAAGUAUACAUUUUUGAUUUUUUCCUUUUUGUACAUGUAAAUAAUAGCAGAUGGUAUAUUUCAAAUGAUUAUACUUUAUAAUGGUAUUUAUGUUGUAAUAAAGUAAAAACAAAUUAACAUAGCACUUUCUUAACCUCUACUUACCUCUUUUCUUUGUUUUUGAAACAUAUCUUUGGUAAUAAACUGUUGUAAUCAGUCAAAGUUCAGCUCCAAGUCAGGCUUUUUUGCACUGACCUAUACUUGAUCAUGGUAAAAAUGUUAUUGACUACAGCAUUUUAAAUCUUUAGCUGUAAAUAUCUGCAAAAUUUUUCUAUGUAAUGCCAAAGUAUUAAGCACUUUGAAAUCAUGUUUUGUUUUUAUCUGUGAUUGUUAGUGGGCCAAAUGUGUUACACUUCUUUCAAACCUUUCCUCUGUUUUUGUCACUUAGACUAUAUGCAUACACUACAGAGAAAUGUUGUUUGCAAGCUCUUAUCUUGAUAUGUAGAACAAUAGUAGCAUUGUCAUCAUUAAUACAAGACUUGCUUCUUUUCGCCUUUGCUGUAUAUUCCAGCAUGUUGAUAGCAUAUGUUUGCUUUAUUCCCGUGUUUUUCUGUAAAUGUAAAUUUAUCAAGUUAUAGUGUGUUCAAAACAGUCCCUCCCUCAAGUAUGAGCCAAAAAUACAUACAGAUUUAUAAAACUUGAAUGAGGAAGAUUAAAUGCUGGAAAUGUUGGUAAAUAUACACCAGUUUUGAAUAAAACUGGUGUAUAUUUACAUUUUUAUAAUAGAUAUAUGUUAAAAUAACAUAUAUCUUGUAACAUCCUUUAAUAGACACAGAUGUAGAUUGUAACCAGCCUGAGGCAGUGGAUGAGUCACAGUUUUGUAAGCCGCACAAAUUGUCAGACGUUAUCCAAUGUUUGAGUGUUUAAGUAAUCAGUUCAGAUUGCUGAAAUUAAGUUCUGUGAAGUUAUCUGUAACAGUUUGCUUGCUAAAAAUGUAAAUAAACGUUUGGAGUGGUGGAAGGUA
Messenger RNA from Girardinichthys multiradiatus, 6403 nucleotides. RefSeq names its product neuronal pentraxin-1-like. Bases 2474 to 4528 code for a protein of 684 amino acids. The record is from RefSeq and is a predicted model, not a curated record. NCBI's taxonomy places the organism in Eukaryota, Metazoa, Chordata, Actinopteri, Cyprinodontiformes, Goodeidae. The transcript is spliced from 10 exons.